Vanessa atalanta (red admiral) is the source of this 546-nucleotide messenger RNA. RefSeq names its product ATP synthase subunit e, mitochondrial (gene ATPsynE). The transcript has 3 exons. Gene Ontology annotation, biological process: proton motive force-driven ATP synthesis. NCBI's taxonomy places the organism in Eukaryota, Metazoa, Arthropoda, Insecta, Lepidoptera, Nymphalidae. Gene Ontology annotation, molecular function: proton transmembrane transporter activity. Bases 110 to 358 code for a protein of 82 amino acids. The record is from RefSeq and is a predicted model, not a curated record.
CAUUGUAAGUGGUAACACUAUCACACCAUAACCUUCGCGAAGGGAAAAUAAUUUUAGUUUUACUAAAAAAAAUCCUGUUUGGAUUUUAAAUUCCUAAAACACUAGAAAAAUGUCGGAUCUUCCAUUUGGCCCCCCUGUAAAAGUAUCCCCAUUGAUCAGGUUUGGUCGUUGGUCAUUCCUUACCGCUGGUAUUCUUUAUGGAGCCUUCCACCAAAGCAGGCUGUCAAAGAAGGAAACCAAGCUUCGUGAAAUUGAAGCUAAGGAGAAGGUUAUCAGGGACGCAAAGAUGAAGGAGGAGAAGGCCAGAGCAGCAGCUGCCGAAAUGAAGGCCUUGGAAGAAAUGAUCGCAAAGAAGUGAAUACAAGUCAACAUCUAGUUUAUAAGGCGAUAGUGGAUACCAUCUGUGUUGCCAUAUUAAAAUACACCUUGUUACAUAGUAAUACUAGAUAAAUCUGUGCUCUAUGGUAACACUGAUUAUUUUAUAAUGGCAAUAAUUCCAUCAUGUUUAUAAUAAAUGUAUUUAUGAAUUAUAGGUGAUUAAAAGUA